Messenger RNA from Drosophila miranda, 627 nucleotides. RefSeq lists its product as uncharacterized. The record is from RefSeq and is a predicted model, not a curated record. Bases 1 to 627 code for a protein of 208 amino acids. The transcript has a single exon. Lineage: Eukaryota; Metazoa; Arthropoda; Insecta; Diptera; Drosophilidae.
AUGGGUCGUCAGAUGAUGUGUAUGUUACAGCUUGUGGAGUUUCUGUGUCUGUUUCUGCGCUCCGCCGAGGCGGUGAGUAUUUUCCAGGGACAUCCACAGCGGGUUUCUCACUCUUUGUCCCGUCAGGAUCGCAACAUCCGAUUCAUCGCUGGGGAAAGUCGGUUCAACCGCGAAUACUUCGACAACUUCUCCUUCAGCAUACGCAACGAUCAGAUCUUUCUGGAGAUGAACCUGCGGCGGCCCCUGCCGAAGGGCUGGCGGGCCCGCCUGGACUUCCAGCUGCGGGUGGGCAACACGAAGAGCUUCCAGAGCCUGUUCUCCACCAGCGUGGACGUGUGCCACAUUGUGAACGCCGCCAAGGUGAAUCUGUUCAAAAAGUGGUACAAGAACAUGCUCAAGUACGGCAACUUCCUGCGCCAGUGCCCCCUCAAGGCGGGCCACUACUACCUGAGGGGCUGGCAGUUCGGGGAGGGCCUGGUGCCGCCGUUCAUAACGAGCGGCUCGUACCGCCUGCAGACCUACAACUUCUACGGCAAGUACAAGGGCAAAGACGAAGACUUCAUAAUGAGCUGCACGGCCGAGGCCAUCAUCCAUCAGCCAUCAUCUGAUCUGGCAUCGAAUGGCUAA